Molecule: messenger RNA, 1692 nt
Organism: Heterobilharzia americana
Lineage: Eukaryota; Metazoa; Platyhelminthes; Trematoda; Strigeidida; Schistosomatidae
Source: the annotation of a GenBank genome assembly
AUGACUGUGAGUUACGGCAGUAUCAUAGCAACCGUUAAAUACGGGUCAUUUUUUCGCCUGCUAUUCCGUUGGCGUGGCAGUCUUUAUAAGUUAGUAUGGCCAGGAUUAUUGGUUUAUUGCUUCUUUUACGCUGCUGUAGCUGUCGCAUACCACAGUAUCCCAGACAAACCGGAAUAUCGAAGUGCUAAGUUGCUUUUUGUUAGAGUAUGCUACUACGCCGGACGUGUAACAGAUGCUGUUCCUCUAUCUUUCGUCCUUGCAUUUUAUGUGAAUUUGGUUGUUGGUCGAUGGUGGCAGCAGUUUCUUUGUUUGCCAACUCCAGAUGCCAUAUGCCUACUUUUGUCAGCAUAUAUAGGCGAAAACUCAGAGUCAAACGACAGUAAACUUGCAGUAAGUGACGAUGAAAGAUCACUGGUGUACAGAAGAACUAUUACGCGUUAUGUUAAUUUGGCUUCUGCCUUGUGCUUUUGCUCAAUAUCCGUCUGUAUGAAGCAACGAUUUCCAACACUUGAUAGCUUGGUUAUGUGUGGUUUAAUGACCGAACAAGAAAUGGAGAUUUAUUCAAGAUUAGAUGACUCAACAAACAGCUUUUUCGUCCCAUUAGUGUGGGCCAUAUCUCUUAUUACUAAGGCCCGAGAAGAAAAGAUGAUACGUGAAGACCGGCAUGUGGAUGCAAUUGUUAAUCAAGUGGUAAAUUUCUGGGAAAAAUUAAACAAACUAUGCUUGUAUGAUUGGGUGAAUGUACCUUUGGUUUACAACCAGGUUGUAGCACUUGCUGUUUACAUUUACUUCGGUGUGACAAUCUUCGGCCACCAGUUUGUUGAUGCUUCCUUAAUUAUUAAAGCGGCUAACCUAAAGGUUAACAAAUCCAGUUUAUCACCAGCCAAUAACAGUAUUGUCGGGAAUCCAAUCAAUAUUUUCGGUAAUCUGUCUGAUUUUGUAAAAGCAUCAACUGAUGAGAAUACUGAUGAUAUCCCAUUCCCUCAAUUCUAUUCAAAUAUUCCGCUGUUCACAAUCCUUUCUUUCAUUUUUUAUAAUGGUUGGCUUAAAGUAGCCGAAUCGCUUGUAUCACCUUUCGGUAUGGAUGAUGAUGAUUUUGAAGUUAUUCCCUUGUUGGAGAGAAAUUUGAAUGCAAGUUUAUUUUUUGUAGAUGCAGGAGUCUCAGAUCCUAGUUUAAUUCCUGAUCUGGUGAGGACAGUUUGUAGAGUUGAUGUUGAGGAUUAUGAUAAUUACGGUACCGAUGGGGAUAACCUUAGUCGAUCCACCACUCCAGGAGGUCAUCGUACUAGACCAAAAGGACCCCCAUCAACUUUUGGUUCAGUUGUGGAUAAUGAUAUGCCUUAUCCGCCACUGCCACCCAGUCGUGAACGCAGACCAUCACAUACUGCCUUUAUAGGAUCUUUGGCAGUAAUGGCAGCAACCCCGAAAGAAAGCGAUUUAAAAACUGCUCGAUCUAUCUCACCAUAUCCAGAAUCUGAUCAAGAAAGUGCACAGUUUAGUCCUGAUACACUAUUUGCCUCAGUAGAAUCAUCUAUUCAUCAUUUAGGAACAAAACUGAAAAAAUUCUCAUUUGUUCGACCAAAUACCUCAGCUAUACAUGGAGUAAUUAGUCGCACUCCAAGAUCUGUGAAUCCAACCAAAACAGAAAGUGUUGCGUCUAUUCGGAGUGAACUUAACUCUCACAAUAUUUGA